This is a messenger RNA of Lathyrus oleraceus (garden pea), 1671 nucleotides long. Its product is annotated as probable E3 ubiquitin-protein ligase BAH1-like. NCBI's taxonomy places the organism in Eukaryota, Viridiplantae, Streptophyta, Magnoliopsida, Fabales, Fabaceae. The record is from RefSeq and is a predicted model, not a curated record. The transcript is spliced from 7 exons. The coding region runs from base 423 to 1400 and encodes 325 amino acids.
GAAAUAAAGCAAGAAAAAGAAAAGAAGGUGGUUGUGAUUACUCAAAAGUAGCGGAUGUAUCUGCUCAACAAUUUUCAAAACGCAUCCACAUAAAAAAAAUCCAUAAAGUUCCGUAAUUUUCGUGAACCUCUGUGGUUCAAACACAGUUAAUAUACUAGUAGUAUUUCCAUUUUUUGGUUCAAAGUUGUUUAUUCUCGAACAACACCAUCUUUAAGUAAUAAUAACUCUCUCUUAGUAUAAAUAUUACUAACUCUUUCUUCCACCUCUCGACAACCGCGACAGUAACCACCGUCAGCUAGGUCAUCCCUUUCUUUUCAUCCUCUCAUCGUUUUUUUUCCCUUCAAUUAUUGUUUCCGGUUUCUCUCGCUAAUCUCAUAAAUAUUAAUAUUUAAUUAGGAUUUGGAAGUGGCGAAAGGGGAGAUAUGAAAUUCGGUUGCACAUUCACGGAGUAUCUGCAAGAGGAGCGAGAGUGGUUGAUGGAUGAGAAUUGUGCGCAUAUUAAGUAUGACAGGUUGAAAAAUGUUUUGAAGAGUUGUCAGAAUUUCAAAGAUAGCUCUUCUGAUGAUCAACAUCAGUCGUGUGACUGUCAAUCUUGCCCAGUAUGCGAUCAGAAGUUCUUCUCAGAGUUGAUGAAGGAAGCAUCAGAUAUAGCAGGAUACUUUGGUUCGAGAGUUCAACAUCUCCUAAAUCUUCAUAUUGCAAAAGGACUUCAAAGAUAUGUAUUGCGUUUGCGCCAGUGUUUUAAAGAUGAUAAAGAAGUCCUGUCCCAAGAAGGGAGAAUUCUAAUCGAGUAUAUUUCCAUGAAUGCAAUUGCAAUGAGGAAAAUACUUAAGAAAUAUGAUAAAGUGCACAGCUCUAUGAAUGGGGAGAAUUUCAAAUCUAAGAUGCAUGCUGAGCAUAUUGAACUUUUACACUCACCUUGGCUGAUUGAAUUGGGUGCUUUUUAUCUGAAUACAAGUGGACUAGAUGGUUGCGAGCUUGAUGGAAUCCGUGGUCACUUUUCAUGUGAUUUUAAUGUUACUGAUGCUCUAAUGACAUUGACUCUUCCAGAUUCUAUUAAGCUUGAGUAUGAUCUAACUUGUGCAAUUUGCCUGGAUUUUGUUUUCAAUCCAUAUGCUUUGGGUUGUGGCCACAUCUUCUGCAAGUCGUGUGCUUGUUCUGCUGCAUCUGUGAUGAUUUUCCAAGGCCUUAAAGCUGCAACUCCAGAGUCAAAGUGUCCUAUAUGCAGAGAGGGAGGAGUUUAUUCCAAGUCAGUCCGAAUGUUAGAACUCAAUCUUCUUAUGAAAAGAAGGUGCAACGAUUAUUGGAAAGAGAGACUAGCUAGGGAAAGAGUUGUCGCUUUGAAGCAAUCAAAGGAAUACUGGAAUUUGCAGUCUAUGUAUGCAGUUGGAUUGCCGUAGGUUUUGUUAUGAUUUGGCCAUUGAAACAUUAUUGUAGGAGUGUAACAACUAGAAACUGGUUUUUAUCAAAGACAGAAAUGCCAAAUAAAACUGGGAACUUAGAAAAGUUGGUGUCAUUUUCAACGUUAAAAAUGAGUUCGAUUCUCUGAUACAGUCAGUUUCCCCUCUCUGUCGUUGUUAUCAAAUACUUGUUAUUCUUUUCGCAAUGCUCAGUUUGUAAUAGAAUCAUGCUUAGUACAGUUAAUUAUAAUUUUAAAUGUUGUUAACUUCA